Striga hermonthica is the source of this 1239-nucleotide messenger RNA. The record is from the annotation of a GenBank genome assembly. NCBI's taxonomy places the organism in Eukaryota, Viridiplantae, Streptophyta, Magnoliopsida, Lamiales, Orobanchaceae.
AUGGCGGCCGUGUCCAAACACCUGACUUCAAUCCACGACUUCCUCGCCUUCCGUGGGGUCUGCAGUUCGUGGCGAUCGGCAGCCACCUUCGACAAUUUCGACGGGGAAGUCCCUAGGGUUCCAUGGCUCAUGUGCGUUUCCAGCGAAGGGGAAGAGAUGGCAAAAGAGGGGAACACUGACGGCGGUGCCAAGAAAGUUGUUGUUAGUUUGUUUGAUCUCUCUACCGAGAAGGCCCGCAUCUUGAACAAUGUCAGCCCGAUGGAUGGAAAAGGGUACCUUUCUAGUCGAGGAUGGAUACUCUGCGUUUCUGAGUGUGACGGCAGUGUCUAUUUGACUCAUCCCGUGUGGCGUAUCAAAAUUGAACUUCCGGGUUUGGGUACUCUUCCGGGGUACACGCUGAAAGAGGGUAUUGGCUAUAUCAAGAAAAUGGUUUUGUCUGGAAGCCCCACAAGAAAGACUGAUCUUGUGGUGAUGGUGAUUUGGGGCAAGCUUAAGCGGCUGGGCUUCUCGAGGCCGGGGGACUUGUCUUGGACCGUGAUGGGUACGUGGAGGGACUCGUUCUGUGAUAUUCUUUACCACAAUCGGAGGUUAUACGCGGUGAAUCUUAGCAAGAGUAUCGUAGAAUGCGAUAUCCACGGGCCGAACCCGACACAUUUGUUGCAGCCGAAGAAUAGUUCUCAGCAGAAGAACAAGGGCAAGGGUGGUGAAACUCUUAUCACUGUCUCAGGUGAUGUAGCAUAUUGCUCUAACCAUGUCCCACAGAAUGAUCCUUUAUUCAUGGCACAGCAUGCGGGUGAUAAUAAUGAUUUUGAUAAUAAUUUUCCUAGAAAACUCAUGCUUUAUUUGGUAAAGUCAUUCGGGAAGUUUCUGAUUGUCAGUCGCUGCAUUGUGAAUAACCGAACUUUCAGAUUUCAAAUUCUUGAAGUUGACUUGAAGGAUGGUAGUCAUAAGAAUAUUAAGCGCCUGUGGAAAACGGCUAUCUUCUUGGGUUUGAAUUCUUCUGUCUGCCUAGAGCUCCCGGAGUGGGGUGUGGUAAAGCCUAAUUAUUUCUUGGGUUUGCUCCCGGAGUGGGGUGUGGUAAAGCCUAAUUAUAUAUACUUCACGGACGAUCAUUCUGGAAAGGGUAAGGGCCUGGAUAUGGGUGUUUGGCAGUUAAUGGGUGGCGUACCCAUGGGUUUACAUCAUGGGUGUUCGGGUGCUUUUCUUGCUCCACCCGUGUGGGUUGUGCCUAGCAUUUGA